This is a messenger RNA of Solanum tuberosum (potato), 917 nucleotides long. Its product is annotated as AP-1 complex subunit sigma-1. The coding region runs from base 154 to 639 and encodes 161 amino acids. The record is from RefSeq and is a predicted model, not a curated record. Gene Ontology annotation, cellular component: AP-1 adaptor complex; membrane coat. Gene Ontology annotation, biological process: intracellular protein transport; vesicle-mediated transport. Lineage: Eukaryota; Viridiplantae; Streptophyta; Magnoliopsida; Solanales; Solanaceae. Gene Ontology annotation, molecular function: clathrin-cargo adaptor activity. The transcript is spliced from 7 exons.
UCUUAGAAAACACAAACUAGUAAAGAAAAAAUAAAAGACUGUACAGAAAAUACAGUAUAGAAAUAAUAGGAACACAAAAUCCCCCAACUCCAAUUUCACCUCGCAAGAAGAAGAAGAAGAAGGAGGAGUUGUUUGUACCUUGGAUCACCAGCCAUGAUUCAUUUUGUUCUGCUCAUUAGCCGACAGGGAAAGGUGAGGCUAACCAAGUGGUAUUCACCAUAUACACAAAAAGAGAGAACCAAGGUAAUCCGUGAACUAAGUGGUAUGAUUCUCAGUCGAGGACCAAAGCUUUGCAAUUUUGUUGAGUGGAGAGGAUACAAAGUCGUUUAUAAAAGAUACGCAAGCUUGUAUUUCUGUAUGUGCAUAGACCAAGAGGACAAUGAGUUGGAGGUCCUGGAAAUCAUACACCAUUUUGUUGAGAUUCUGGACCGAUACUUUGGAAGUGUCUGUGAGCUGGACUUGAUCUUCAAUUUUCACAAGGCAUACUAUAUAUUGGACGAACUUGUGAUUGCUGGUGAACUCCAAGAAUCGAGCAAGAAAACAGUUGCACGUCUAAUUGCUGCACAGGAUUCUUUGGUUGAGGCUGCCAAAGAAGAGGCAAGUUCUCUUAGUAACAUUAUUGCACAGGCUACUAAAUGAGAGUAUGGAGGCGGCAUUCAAGUUUUUUGAGUGCAUUUAUGUUUUUCAGAUUCUCGUUUGUUGCUGUAAUCCAAUCGUGUUAUGACAUUAUUUCUUCUUUCAAUGCUAUUGCAUCAUGGUUUUCGUUUAACUUUGUAGUUAAAAAUAGGAAUUUCUUUGUAGUAAUGAGUUUUCUUCUCAACCUAAGCGUGUGUUUACUGCAGUGAUGUAUGUACUCUGUUGCCUAAAAACUGGUGGUAAUAUAUAUAGUACUUGUUCCUGGUGGAGCUAGCUGAUAA